AUGCAGGCCUUGGAGCCGGCCACGGCGGGCUUCUAUGAGGAGGACGGUAGAGACCUGGACUUCUACGACUUCGAACCGCUGCCCACUCUGCCGGAGGACGAGGAGAACGUGUCCCUGGCGGACAUCCUCUCCCUGCGGGACAGCGGCCUCCGCGAGCAGGAGGCCUGGGCCGUGUGCCUGGAGUGCUGCCUGUCCAUGCGGAGCGUCGCCCACUCGGCCAUCUUCCAGACCCUCUGCAUCACGCCCGACACGCUGGCCUUCAACACGAGCGGGAACGUGUGCUUCAUGGAGCAGCUCAGCGAUGACCCUGAGGGCGCUUUUGUUCCCCCGGAGUUUGAUGUGACUGGGAACACCUUUGAGGCCCACAUCUACUCCCUGGGGGCCACGCUGAAGGCAGCCGUGGAGUACGUGCCGGAGCCAGAGCCAGAGCCCAAGCUCAGCGCGGACCUGGAGGCGCUGCUGGGCCAGAUGCAGGCGGAGAAGCCGGGGGACCGGCCUGACCUGGAGAGCAUCAUCGCGCUUUGUGAGGAGAGGAUGAAGAGCGUGUCCUCCUGCCACCUGUGCCAAAGCCUCUCGGCCGUCGGGAGGAGGGUGCUCUCCAUUGAGUCCUUCGGAGCACUCCAAGAUAUCAGUGAGAGCGCCUGGAGGGGGAGAUUCGCGCCCAGAAGUGUGGGGCCCAGGGGGCAGCCCGGGGACCGUGGCACUGACCCCAAGGCCCCACAUGCCCCGCAGGGCCUGCCUGAGGGUGGCCCGGGCAACCUGGAGCAGGAGAGCAACUGGGGUGCUUGCCCCCCGCCCUCAAAGCCUCUGCUCUUGGCACCUGUGAGAAACGGCGAGAGCCUCGACGGGGAGGGGCUGUGCUCAGAGCAACUGGCAGGCCUCCUGCUGGACACCAGGGGUCCCCUGGGCGACCUGGACCAUGGCCUGCUCAAAAGAAGCCGCCUGAGGAAGGUGCAGACCUUCCCCCGGCUCCUGGCUGAGGGCCCUGAGGCAGGUGCUCUCUGCCUGUCGCUGACGGGAAGCCAGCUGCCCAUAUCCGAACUGCUCCCUGCCGACUGCAGGAAGAUCUUUCCAGAGGGGAAAAAUGGCCUCCUGGGCUUCAAGGCACUGCCCAAGUACAGACUGUGGCCCGAGGAGGGGUCUGAGCCCCCGAUGAGCGAGGCACGAGGCCCCGGAAGCCGUGGGGACAAGGGAGCCCUACCGGGGGCCAGUAUGGGCAGCAGCACUGGGCUGGGAGGCCCCGGCCAGGGAGGGGCGGCUGGCACCCCAGGACUGCCAGAGGAAGAGGGGCCCUCACAGCCAGCCAAGGCAACAUCCUGCCCCAGCCAGGGCCCUGCAGAAGAGAACCCCCCAGCCUGCUCCCUGGACCUUCGAGACGCAGGCAGAGACACCGGGGCUCCCUGCAGCUCUGCGGGUGUUCCAGAAGAAGUGGGGCAGCCAGGAAGCACAGCCACGGAGCAGUGGAUGUCCCUGCAGGACCUCCUGGUGAAGCUCGGCCGGCCCUUCCGGGAAUACGAGCUCUGGGCACUGUGCCACGAGAGCCUCCAAGCCCUGCAGACUUACGUCGAGUUCCCAGCCUACCUGUGCCUGGACUCCGUGCUGGUCGCCGAGGAUGGCACAGUGCUCUUUGGGGCACCCCCUGCGGACGGUGCUUACAAUUCAUUUUUCGUGGCUCCUGAGGUCGCAGAGGAGAAGCUGGUGACGGAAAAGGCCUCAGUGUAUUGUGUGGCCGCCGUUCUGUGGACCGCAGCCAAGUUCAGUGUGCCCCGCGACCACAAGCUGGCCCUGCCGCGCAGGCUCAAGGCCCUCCUGUUGGACAUGGCCAGAUGCAGCGCCCGGGAGCGGCUGUCUGCGGCCGAGGCCAUCAAGAUGUGCACCAGCUACCUCCUUCAGCGAGGUAUGGACAGCAAGAAGAUCUUAGCCCACCUGAGUGCAUCUACCUGUAAGGUUUACCAGGAGGAAGAAACCAUCAGUCUCCAAAAUGCUGUCUUGGUGGUUGACCUGGAGCUGGAUGUGGUGUCCCCUCCCGAGCCCAGCCCAGGCUUCGUGCCCGUCAGCAGAGACGCCAGGCUGGCCGCCGCGCAAGGACCUGUGCCCGGCAAGCUCGCCUCCCGCACAGAAGCCACGGAGCUGCCAGCGGCGUUCACCUCCGCGGCCACGCACUUCAAACCGAUCGUGUUCGAGCAGGACACGGAUGCUGCUGCGGACGAGCUUGCUGUGGCCCUUGGACCCGCCGAGAGGCCCGAGGAGAGGAGAGGCAAGGAGGUGGGCAGGGGGACGCUGGCUCCUGAAGCCCUUGGGGCCGCUGCCAGCGCCAAGACGCCCGAGAGGCCGGCGUUGACUGCCGAGCCGCAGGACGCAGCCUCAGAGAAGCUCGGAGAGUCUGCCGUGGAGCGCCCCUGCCCUGCAACCCCUGUCCCCCCACACCGGCCAGCAGAGGCCGCAUCCUCGAAGACCCUGAGCUCCCCGGUCUGCGCUUCUCCACCCGCCCAGCCCCGGAAGGCACAGGUCCAGGCAGAGCAGAGGUCCGAGGAGCCAGUCCUGCUGGGGGCCACUUCCGGGGUCCUCGCGCCCGCUCCCCUCGGGGCCCCCGCGGCCAACUACGGCCCACACCGCCUGUCCAAGACACCCAGGGGCACGGUCACCGAGCGCCCAGACCAGGAACUCGAGGGUCCCCGAUGGGCAGCACAGGCCAGUCCAAACGGCCCCCGGGGAACAUCCAGCAGAGAGCGGCCCAGGCCGGCCGACAGCAAGCUGUGCCCCUCAGGCGCAGACACCUCACCCCUGCAGAGGAGGACAGCCUGUCCCUCGCUGCAGGAAGCUAUGCGCCUCAUCCAGGAAGAGUUUGCCUCCGAUGGUUACCUGGACAACGGACUGGAGGCCUUAAUCAUGGGCGAAUAUGUUCAUGCCCUGAAAGACCUCACCUACGCCACUUUCUGCGGCGCCAUAUCAGAGAAGUUCUGCGACCUCUACUGGGACGAGACGCUACUGCAAAACCUGUUCAAGGUGGUGAACGGGGCGACGUCGCCCUCUGACAGGGAGGCCGCACAGCAGCCCGAGGCAGAAGUCGAAGCUGGUGCGCCCAGCAGCUGCUCCCCGUCCAGCAGAAGACACUCAGGGCCCAGGCUCGGGAAAGAGAAGCUGGCCGCAUCCCGUGCCAGCAGGGCUCUCUGCUCGCCCACGCCGCUCUCAGAUCUCAACUCCGAGGAGCUCUCCCGGGGUAAUUUUGAAGUGGGAUUCCGGCCACAGAAAUCCCUCAAAGCUGAGAAAGAGCCUGCAGCUGAAGACGGCCCUCCGCGCGGCGGGGACCCUGGCGCGGAGCUGGCGAGCAGGAGUCUCAACUCGGGGGCGGUGGCCCGGCUGGAGGAGGGCGGCCUGGGUGUGCUACCGGGCCCCGCCGAGCUCCAGAGCUGCAGCCCCGGCUGGUGCAGCGCCUUCUAUGAGGCUGACUGCUUCAGUGCCGACGUGCAUAGCUACGUGGAAGAGCUGGGGCGGCAGAAGGCCAGCAGGGCCACGGACAUCGAUGCCCAGCACCCAGAGCUGGAGCAGCAGCUGAUGAUGGAGAGGAGGAGCUACCGGAAGACCCUCAAGUUCUACCAGAAGCUCCUGCAGAAGGAGAAAAGGAGCAAAGGCUCUGAGGUGAAGACAAUGUUGUCCAAGUUGAAAGGGCAGCUGGAAGAGAUGAAAUCCAAGGUGCAGUUCCUUGGGCUGGUCAAGAAGUACCUACAGGUGGUCUACGCAGAGAGAUGGGGCCUAGAGCCCAGUGCCCUGCCGGUGAUCGUGAACAUUGGGGCGGCCCACUGCGGGACACUGGACUUCAGUCCCCUGGAUGAGUCAUCCUCCCUCAUUUUCUACAAUGUCAACAAGACCCCGUGGGGCGGCAGCAGCAGCAGCAGCCGGCAGAAGAAGGCCCGGGUUCUGCAGGCCGGCACGCCGCUCGGGCUCAUGGCUUACCUGUACUCCAGCGACGCCUUCCUGGAGGGUUACGUGCAGCAGUUUCUGUACACCUUUCGGUACUUCUGCACACCCCACGACUUCCUGCAGUUCCUCCUGGACCGCAUCAACAGCACCUUGUCCAGAGCCCACCAGGACCCCACCUCAACCUUCACCAAGAUCUACAAGCGCAGCUUCUGCCUGCUGCAGGCCUGGGUGGAGGACUGCUAUGCCGUGGACUUCACAAGGAACGCUGGGCUCCUGGGGCAGCUCCAGAGCUUUAUUUCCUCCAAGAUCACACCUCUGGAUGGCUAUGCGGAGCACCUGCUGGCCCUGCUGGAGGUGAGCACAGACCGGCGGGGCGAGGGGGCCCCACGUGGCGGAGACCUGGACCACCCCAAGGAGGCCGAGGAGGACACCUGGCCCCUCAACGCCCUCUAUAAGAAGUUCUCGGAAGACGGCGUCUCCCGGAAGAGCUUCCCCUGGCGGCUGUCCAAGGGUAACGGGCUGGCACUGGGACCGCACAAGGAGCGCCAGUACACCAUCGCGUCGGCCCUGCCCAAGCCCUGCUUCCUGGAGGAGUUCUACGGCCCCUACGCCAGGGUCAGCGAGAAGGGGCCCUACUUCCUGACCGAAUACAGCACCCAGCAGCUCUUCACUCAGCUGACACUGAUGCAGCAGGAACUGUUUCAGAAGUGCCACCCCGUCCACUUCUUAAACUCACGGGCCCUGGGUGUCACGGACAAGAGUACAGCCAUCCCAAAAGCCUUCUCUUCCGAGUCUUUGUCCGCUAAAACCUGCAGCUUGUUUCUGCCAAAUUACAUCCAAGACAAAUACCUGUUGCAGCUGUUAAGGAAUGCAGAUGACGUGAGCACCUGGGUGGCUGCUGAAAUUGUGACCAGCCAUACCUCCAAGCUGCAGGUGAAUUUGCUGUCCACAUUUUUGCUCAUCGCAAAGUCUUGCUACGAGCAGAGGAAUUUCGCAACCGCCAUGCAGAUCCUGGGGGGCCUGGAGCACCUGGUCGUGAGGCAGUCCCCCGCCUGGAGAAUUUUACCAGCCAAGAUUGCAGAAGUCAUGGAAGAGCUGAAGGCCGUGGAGGUCUUCCUCAAGAGUGACAGCCUGUGUCUGAUGGAAGGGCGGCGCUUCCGAGCCCAGCCCACGAUCCCCUCAGCCCACCUCCUGGCCAUGCACAUCCAGCAGCUGGAGACGGGGGGCUUCACCAUGACCAACGGGGCCCACAGGUGGAGCAAGCUCAGAAACAUAGCCAAGGUGGUGAGCCAGGUGCACGCCUUCCAGGAGAACCCCUACACGUUUGCUCCCGACCCCAAGCUCCAGUCAUUCCUCAAGCAGAGGAUUGCGCGUUUCAGCGGGGCCGACGUCUCCAUCUUGGCCGCGGAUAGCAGGGCCAACGUGCAUCAGGUUACCACCGAGAAGCAUUCGCGCAAGAUCCAGGACAAGUUCCGGAGGAUGAAAGCGACGUUCCAGUAA
This is a messenger RNA of Trichechus manatus latirostris (Florida manatee), 5421 nucleotides long. It is a transcript of the gene KNDC1, whose product is annotated as kinase non-catalytic C-lobe domain containing 1. Gene Ontology annotation, molecular function: guanyl-nucleotide exchange factor activity. The record is from RefSeq and is a predicted model, not a curated record. NCBI's taxonomy places the organism in Eukaryota, Metazoa, Chordata, Mammalia, Sirenia, Trichechidae. The coding region runs from base 1 to 5421 and encodes 1806 amino acids. Gene Ontology annotation, cellular component: neuronal cell body; dendrite; guanyl-nucleotide exchange factor complex. Gene Ontology annotation, biological process: regulation of dendrite morphogenesis; small GTPase-mediated signal transduction. The transcript is spliced from 30 exons.